ACAGCGCGAGUUGAGCGCGCCAACAUGUUCCUGUUAUGUGUGAAAGAGAGAGUUUUAUUUGUUUUUUUUAGCGCUGGAAGUGGUUACAUCCUGACACGCGGGACAGAAGCAAGGUCGCAUUGUGUAUUCCAGAAACCAGCUAAUGCCGGCUGGUUUAGCGGACACCCCUGCUGAAAUCUGGAGGAAAACACACAGAGGAUGCAGAGGGGGAUCACAAAGUCGAGGAAAGAGGACUGGGUCGAGACAACAGAGACUUAUGGAGAAGAGGAGUUUGGUCGGUAAUACCAUUCCGGCUGACUGGAAGUGCACUGAGAGCGUUAAACAAGGAAAACUGCAUGGACCAUCAGACAAAUUUAAUACCUAUGUGACUCUAAAAGUUCAAAACUUGAGAAGUACCACCGUGGCAAGACGAGGAAAUGAACCCAUUUGGGAACAGGAUUAUAUGUUUGAACUUAAUGAUUUAGGAAAGGGUCUUGUUGUUGAAGUAUGGGACAAAGGCUUGAUAUGGGAUGUUCUUCUGGGCACUGUAUGGAUUCCUCUCAGAACAAUUACGCAUGCAACUGAGGAAGGAGCUGGAAAUUGGUGGAAUUUGAAUUCUGAAGUUCUGACAAAUGGGGGUGAAAUUUGUGACGCAAAAAAUCCAACGUUUCAUGAAAUUCUAUUGGAUACUUACUUUGAACUGCCUGCUGAAAUCCCAAAGGAUGAGGCACAGUAUUUAGUGGAACAUCUGUGCAGUCUAAAUGCUCAAUUUGAACAGGAAACCAUUAGUAAUGCAAUCCAUUAUAAAAAUCAUCUGAACCAGGUUGAAACAUCAUCGUCUGUUCAAAAUUAUAGUACUUGUGAAGAUUGUGAUUCACAAAGUGAUCCUAAUAAUCCAUCAAAGAAACUUGGAAAUGGAGAACUGAAGCAUCUUUCUGACUUGACUGACAUGAACAUCAAAACCAAGGAGGCACCAGAGGAAGAAUUAAGAAAUGAAGAGGUAGUUUGUACCAGAAGUAUUUCAAGGUCAAGAUGGAGAAAAGUUGUUGAAAAAGCUCAGCUCUCAAGUGGAAAUGUUUUUGGUGCAUCUAGCCUUUCUAACCUCAAGACCCCAGGAGGGGUUGGAAGUGUGCUGUACGGCAUUGACAGCAUGCCAGAUCUACGGCGGAAGAAGACGAUGCCUAUUGUUCGAGAUGUGACCUUUGCUGCUAGAAAAGCAGGUAUAUCUUUUGCCAUGGUUGCUAGAACCUCGAUAAACGAUCAAGAAUUGAAAUUACAUGUUUACAAGAAAACAUUACAGGCCUUAAUCUACCCAAUAUCAUCAACUACACCGCACAACUUUGAAGUGUGGACAGCAACAACUCCAACUUACUGCUACGAAUGUGAAGGGCUGCUGUGGGGCAUAGCAAGACAAGGCAUGCGAUGUAGUGAGUGUGGUGUCAAAUGCCAUGAGAAGUGUCAAGACCUUCUCAAUGCUGACUGUUUGCAACGAGCGGCAGAGAAAAGCUCAAAGCAUGGUGCAGAGGACAAAACACAAAACAUUAUUGCAGCCAUGAAGGAAAGAAUGAAAAUCAGAGAGAGAAACAAGCCUGAGAUAUUUGAGUUGAUCCAAGCACAAUUUGAAGUGUCUAAGGAAGACUAUGCACAGCAUCUGAAGGCAGCAAAGCAAAAUGUGUUGGAGGGAACAUCUAAAUGGUCAGCAAAGAUAAAAAUAACAGUGCUCUGUGCUCAGGGUUUACAAGCGAAAGAUAAGACUGGCUCAAGCGACCCUUAUGUCACAGUGCAAGUGGGUAAAACCAAAAGGAGGACUAAAACCAUUUUUGGGAAUCUCAACCCAAGCUGGGAUGAAACUUUUCACUUUGAGUGCCAUAAUUCCACUGAUAGAAUAAAGGUUAGAGUCUGGGAUGAAGAUGAUGACAUCAAGUCUCGAGUUAAACAACAUUUCAAAAAAGAAUCAGAUGACUUUCUUGGACAAACAAUUAUUGAAGUCCGAACAUUGAGCAGUGAGAUGGAUGUCUGGUACAACUUGGAGAAGAGAACGGACAAAUCUGCUGUUUCUGGUGCAAUUAGAAUGAAAAUUGCCGUUGAAAUUAAGGGUGAAGAAAAAGUGGCCCCGUAUCAUGUGCAGUACACCUGCUUACAUGAGAAUCUUUUCAGUUAUUUGACUGAAACAAAGUAUAAUGGUGUUGUGAAGAUUCCACAAGUGAAAGGAGAUGAGGCAUGGAAGGUGUACUUUGAAGAUAAUGCUCAGGAAAUUGUGGAUGAAUUUGCGAUGCGCUAUGGUGUUGAAUCAAUUUACCAGGCCAUGACGCAUUUCUCCUGCCUGUCAUCCAAGUACAUGUGCCCAGGGGUUCCAGCAGUAAUGAGCACCUUGUUGGCCAAUAUUAAUGCCUUCUUUGCUCAUACCACAGCUACAACAAAUGUUUCAGCCUCAGAUCGAUUUGCUGCCUCAAACUUCGGAAGAGAAAAAUUUAUAAAACUCUUGGAUCAGUUGCACAAUUCUCUGAGGAUUGACCUAUCUAAAUAUAGGGAUAAUUUCCCAGCAAGUAAUCCGGAAAGGCUGCAAGACCUGAAGUCAACGGUGGAUCUUUUGACCAGCAUUACCUUUUUCCGUAUGAAGGUUCAAGAACUUCAGAGCCCUCCUAGAGCAAGUUCUGUGGUGAAAGAUUGUGUCAAAGCUUGCCUGGACUCAACAUACAAAUAUAUUUUUGACAACUGCUAUGAUCUAUAUAACCAGUUGCUGGACCAGAGUAAAAAACAAGACAUUCCUCGCGAGGAACAGGGACCCAGCAUCAAAAACUUGGAAUUCUGGCCUAAGCUCAUUACUUUGAUGGUUUCUUGUGUAGAAGAGGACAAGACAGCCUAUACUCCUAUCCUGAACCAGUUUCCUCAGGAACUUCACAUGGGAAGAUUGAGUGCCGAGGUCAUGUGGCAGUUGUUUGCCCAGGACAUGAAGUAUGCACUUGAAGAACAUGAAAAACAUCGAUUAUGCAAGAGUGCUGAUUAUAUGAAUUUGCACUUCAAAGUAAAAUGGUUUUACAAUGAAUAUGUGCGAGAUCUUCCGGGUUUCAAAGAUGCAGUAGCAGAAUAUUCUUUGUGGUUUGAACCUUUUGCCAUUGAUUGGUUGGAUGAAAAUGAAGAUGUGUCAAUGGAAUUUCUUCAUGCAGCACUUGAAAGGGACAAAAAAGAUGGAUUCCAGCAAACGUCAGAGCAUGCUCUAUUUUCUUGCUCUGUGGUGGAUGUCUUCACUCAACUGAAUCAAAGUUUUGAAAUUAUCAAAAAAUUAGAAUGUCCUAAUCCUGAGGCAUUGGCACACUUUGUGAGAAGAUUCGCUAAGACUAUCAAUAAAGUUCUCCUCCAGUAUGCUGCCAUUGUCUCCAAAGAAUUUAGCUCACACUGUUCUAAAGAAAAGCUGCCUUGCAUCCUGAUGAACAACAUACAACAACUGAGGGUCCAGCUGGAGAAAAUGUUUGAAUCAAUGGGUGGUAAAGAGCUUGAUGCAGAGGCCAGUUGUAUCUUGAAAGAACUGCAGGUCAAACUUAAUGGUGUCUUGGAUGAACUCAGCAAUAUCUUUGCCACAAGUUUCCAGUCCGUAAUCGAAGAAUGUGUGAAACAGAUGAACCUCGAGUUGUAUCAAAUGAGAGGAAAUGGAAAUGCAUCUACCAACAGAAACAACGCAGCCCUCGAUGCAGAAACUGUCUUGAGGCCUUUAAUGGACCUUCUGGAUAAAAAUCUGACACUGUUUGCUAAAAUCUGUGAGAAGACUGUUCUGAAAAGGGUUCUGAAGGAGCUUUGGAAGUUAAAUCUGAACACAAUAGAAAGAAAGGUUGUCCUGCCUCCGCUAACUGACCAAAGUGGAGCGCAAAUGAUAUUAAGUGCAGCGAAGGACUUGGGCCAACUAUCAAGGCUGAAGGAACAUGUGAUUCGGGAAGAGGUGAAAAGUCUCAGUCCACGCCAAUGUGCAAUAAUGGAGGUUGUACUGGCCACAAUAAAGCAAUAUUUCCACGCUGGAGGAAAUGGCCUGAAAAAGACAUUCUUAGAGAAGAGCCCAGAUCUACUGUCCUUGAAAUAUGCACUCAGCCUCUACACUCAGACAACUGAUGCCCUGGUUAAAAAAUUUAUCAGCACACAGUCUUUACAAGUUCAAUCUACAAAUGGCUCAGUGGGAGAAGUGUCAAUUCAUGUAGACCUCUUCACUCACCCUGGUACUGGAGAACAUAAAGUUACAGUUAAAAUUGUUGCUGUCAAUGAGCUGAUCUGGCACACAACAGCUAUGUUCCGACCAUUUGUAGAAGUUCAUGUGAUUGGACCGAAUCUCAGUGACAGAAAAAGAAAAUUUGCCACAAAGACAAAAAACAAUGUUUGGUCACCUAAAUACAACGAGACAUUUCACUUCAUUCUGAGUAAUGAGAAUGGCCCAGAGUGCUAUGAACUACAUGUGACGGUGAAAGAUUACUGCUUUGCCAGAGAAGACCGGAUCAUCGGACUGACAGUCAUCCAGUUAAAGGAUAUUGCCGAGAAAGGGAGCUGUGCAUCGUGGUACACUCUCAUCAAGAACAUUUACAUGGAUGAAACCGGCCUGACAAUUCUCAGAAUACUCUCACAGAGGACCAAUGACGAAGUGGCCAAAGAAUUUGUACGCCUCAAAUCAGAUACCAGGUCGACUGAAGAAACCACAUAAGAAGCAGAAGAGAGAUCUGCACAGCAGCAGAAUUAUCCUCAGUGCAUGUCUGUUUUCAAUGUGUGGGUAUGUUUAUCUGAAUAUGUGCAGGUGUGUGCAGAAAAUUACGAAGUACUUCAGGCCACUAGUCCAGUGAUGAAAUGGGGAGGACGUUAUCUCAGACAGUCCAUUCUAAUGAUAAAGUGCCAAAUCAAGAUUACCUAAGGGAAUUUUCUCCUGGUAUCUUGUGUUAUUUUGCAAUUUGCUAAAUGAUUAAAUUCUAACACUGACUUGCUAUUUUGUGGUUUUUAACACUAAAUAUUGGUCCUUCAUUUGUGACAAGCAUUGUCUCUUUACUUCUGCAAUGUUGGGCUGUGUCUUUCCAGAGCAUGUUAAUGUACCUCAGCUAAAUUACAUCCUAAAACUUACUAGUAUACUUUACAUUUUUGAAAGUUGCAUUUUCCCCACACUGAGACACUUAUAUUAAAGUAACUAUUCAUGACAUUUACAUUGCUUUCAAUUUUCACUUAAUUUACUAUUUUUACAUAUUACUGGUCCAUAUUAAGAUCAUAGACCAUAAGAUAUAGGAUCAGAAUUAGGCCAUUUGGCCCAUCAAGUCUGCUCUGCUAUUUCAUCCAUUCUUCCUCGUAAAGGAGCAAAACAAUUAAUAUUAACUUUGUUUUAUUUUCUUUUUCUGACACUUCACUGUGAAGAUGAUACUAGCUGACAUUGUAAUCAAUUUUAUUAAAGAGAAACAGCUCAUAAGCAAACUGGCAUUGUUAAUUUACAGAAGUUGCCAAAGGAAUUCAAGGUCCAUUCAGAACUUUUUAUGCCACAUGAAGAGGCCACAUAUGUUUACAAAGCAAUGGGCUGUUUUGGUGAUUUGAAUAGAAAAAUUACUAUGUUUCUGAUAAAUAGUGAAGCUGUUACUAUUUUCAAUGAUGCAGUUGUAAAUGUUGCUUUAUAAAAUGGUAAUAUUGUUCUUGCUGUAUCCCCCAUGGUUUCAACAUUUUCAACAACUGGUAAUUAUGCAACAUCCUGAUGUAUUGCACUGAUGUUGAAAUGAGUGUCAUGUAAAUAUACUUAGUGAACAAUUGUACAAUAAAGCAUUGAAAAGUUCCUGUCUUGCAUCACAAUAUUUGAUGCCAAACUUGUUCAGUGUUUGAUGUUGCAAUAGUACGGGAUGUCGUUGCAGCCUCACAUGGAGUACAGUAUACAGUUUUGGUCCCUCGCUUUAGCAAAUGGAGUAACACUGGAGACUGUACAAAAAGGAUUCUCUAGGUUAAUUCCUAUGAUGAGAGACUAUAUUUGUGGAGUUCAGA
Mobula hypostoma (lesser devil ray) is the source of this 5961-nucleotide messenger RNA. RefSeq names its product protein unc-13 homolog A-like. Gene Ontology annotation, biological process: synaptic vesicle maturation; dense core granule priming; neuromuscular junction development. The record is from RefSeq and is a predicted model, not a curated record. Lineage: Eukaryota; Metazoa; Chordata; Chondrichthyes; Myliobatiformes; Myliobatidae. Gene Ontology annotation, cellular component: terminal bouton; neuromuscular junction; synaptic vesicle membrane. Bases 143 to 4660 code for a protein of 1505 amino acids. The transcript is spliced from 39 exons. Gene Ontology annotation, molecular function: diacylglycerol binding; calmodulin binding; syntaxin-1 binding.